AGCGACGUCUGCGUGAACAAGAGCAGCCCGCACUCCUCGCUCUUCCCGAACAACAACCAGACACUGGAGGUGGAUAUCUACAAAGGGGGCGUUGUUCUGGGCUGUUACUUCGGCCCCGCCGCUCUCUACAUCUGGGCAAUCGGGAUCCUCGCUGCCGGCCAGAGCUCGACGAUGACAGGGACGUACUCAGGGCAGUUCGUUAUGGAGGGUUUCCUGAACCUGCGCUGGUCCCGGUUCGCCCGCGUGCUGCUGACCCGCUCCAUCGCCAUCACCCCCACCCUCUUCGUCUCCAUCUUUCAGGACGUUGAGCACCUGACGGGCAUGAACGACUUCUUAAAUGUUCUCAUGAGCCUCCAGCUUCCGUUUGCUUUGAUCCCUGUCCUGACGUUCACCAGCCUGCCCAGCAUCAUGAACGAUUUCGCCAACGGGCUGUUCUGGAAGAUCGCCGGUGGCGUGCUCAUCCUCCUCAUCUGCUGCAUUAACAUGUACUUUGUGGUGAGCUACGUCCUGGACCUGAACAACAUGGCUUUGUACAUUGGGGCGGCGAUUCUCAGCGUGGUUUACCUGUGCUUUGUGGCGUAUUUG
Apaloderma vittatum (bar-tailed trogon) is the source of this 585-nucleotide messenger RNA. Its product is annotated as natural resistance-associated macrophage protein 2-like. The annotation marks the transcript as partial. Lineage: Eukaryota; Metazoa; Chordata; Aves; Trogoniformes; Trogonidae. Gene Ontology annotation, cellular component: plasma membrane. The transcript has 5 exons. Gene Ontology annotation, molecular function: manganese ion transmembrane transporter activity; cadmium ion transmembrane transporter activity; iron ion transmembrane transporter activity. Gene Ontology annotation, biological process: metal ion transport. The record is from RefSeq and is a predicted model, not a curated record.